AUGUCUGCGUUCGACGUUUUUCUUCCCCCAAACUACCUGAUCAGAGAAGACUGCCUCGGGCUGGUAAACCAAGCUAGCUUUGGUCUGUUCUUUGAGGUCCUGCCUUUUAUAGAGGUGCAUUCUUGGCCUACAGCCAUCUUGAUUGACCCAGAAUUCACUGUUGUCCUUUGGGCUCAGAGAAUUUUUCCAUCGUCCGAAUGGGUUGACAUGACUCACGAUGGUGUUCGUCGCACAUUGACUGAGCUGGCCGAUAGUAGCGCGUCCUGUGCCGAGUAUCAAAUGGUUAUAUAUUGGUUCAUGAAACCGUUGGUGGUAACCAGCGUGCGAGUUGAGUUUCAAGAAUCACAAGACACGGCGAAACAAGCCACUGUACCGAAGCAAUCCGCUAAUACCCCAAGACCCAAUACCGCGGCAAGAGAGUACGUCGAGUAA
This is a messenger RNA of Fusarium graminearum PH-1, 432 nucleotides long. RefSeq lists its product as uncharacterized. Lineage: Eukaryota; Fungi; Ascomycota; Sordariomycetes; Hypocreales; Nectriaceae. The record is from RefSeq and is a predicted model, not a curated record. The transcript is spliced from 3 exons. The coding region runs from base 1 to 432 and encodes 143 amino acids.